Molecule: messenger RNA, 1296 nt
Organism: Hydractinia symbiolongicarpus
Lineage: Eukaryota; Metazoa; Cnidaria; Hydrozoa; Anthoathecata; Hydractiniidae
Exons: 2
Coding region: 1-1296 (431 amino acids)
Biological process (GO): proteolysis
Molecular function (GO): aspartic-type endopeptidase activity
Source: RefSeq, a predicted model, not a curated record
AUGGCUGUUCGAAGUCUUAAUCUGCCAACCUUUCCAGAGUUUUCCACAGAAGAUGUGUCUACACUCAGUUCGCGCUGGAAGAAGUAUAAACAAAGAUUUGAACUUUUGUGUCACGCUAUUGGUGUCACAGAUGAGUCUCAAAAACUAGCUAUGUUGUUGACCUACGUUGGAGAUAGCACGUAUGAAAUAUAUGAAAAUGUUAAGCCUGAACGCGAAGAAGAUGUAACAUAUCCAAAUGUCGUCGCGGCGUUAGAAAAACACUUCGAACCACAAGUAAAUAAAAGUUACGAAACAUAUUUAUUUCGCAAUAUGAUACAGCAGGAAGAUGAAACGAUACAUCAGUAUUUUAUACGAUUAAAAGAACAAGCAGUAAAAUGUGACUUUCACGAUAAAAAUUUUGAAAUCAAAAGACAGAUUGAACUUUCUACUACUAACAACAAGUUACGUUUAUAUAGCUUCAGAAAUCCUGAUAAAACCUUGGAAGAAAUACUGGUGACAGGAAAGACUUUAGAAAGCACCAUACAGCAAGCAGAAGUUCUUCAAAAAGCCCAGGCGAACGAUACAGAGCGAAUCAACGAAUUGCGGUCGGUUUACACCGACCGCCGAGGUAAGCCACAUUCUUUAAACCAACGAGGAAUGAGUAAAAGAGGCCGACCUCAAAAUGCCAAAUUUUAUCGUUGUGAUGGACCAUUUCCCCAUCAAAACAGAUGCCCUGCUGAAAACCAAAUUUGUAACGCAUGUGGAAACCAGGGCCACUUUUCAAAAUGUUGUAGAACCAAAACAUAUCGACAUCAAAACACCCGAGCACGUCUGGGGAGGGGAUCCUUUUACCAAUCAAGACAGCCCUUGAAUAACGUUACUCAUUCGCCGUUAAACGAUUUUUCUGCUAUGCAAAAUACCCUUGAAGCUGAAAGUGAUGAUGAAAUCACAGAAAACACAAGUAACAGUAACCACAGUUAUAAGAAUAGUAAGCAAAAUUCUGAUUUCCAUACUGUUGUUAAAUUAGAAGGAGGAAAAGUCAAUUUUCUAGUCGAUACAGGAGCUAGCAUUAACAUUCUCACAUUGCGUACUUUCAAUCAGUUAAACGAACGCCUUCCAAAAAAAUUAAAUCUACUCAAAACAAAAACAAGCGUCGUAACGUACGGAAGUGACACUUCAAAUUUGACAGUUUUAGGACGCGUUAACCUCUUAGUAGAAACCACCUCUAAAAUGAUUAACGCGCCAUUUUUCGUGAUCGACACUUCCCAUGAAAACCUAUUAUCAGGCCGAACAGCAGUUGAUCUUGACGUCAUUUAG